UCUAGAGAGAGAAAACCGAAACCCCCCCUUCUCUCUUCACUCUCUUAGUAUUAUCUUUCUCUCGCUGAGAAAUCAGUCUCAAAAUAAGGACCCCCUGACCUCAUUUCUUCACUUCCUUCCUCUCUUUCUUCACAAUAUAGAAGAGAGAGAAACACACACACAUGAAAACAUAGUGAACAGAAUCCUCGUGUGGGCUCGCACCUUUUCUUCUCAAAUUUUUUUGUUAUUGCUGUGUGCCUUCUCUCUCUCUCUCUCUCUCUCUCUUUCUCUCUCUGUUUCAAAAUUCUAUUUCCUAUUUCUCUCUUCUUUAAAACGUUGCUGUUUUCUUCUCAAUCUUGUAACUCAACCCCACCGUGUGUGUGUUGUCUCUCUUUCUCUCUCUUCUGUGAUUCAGUUUCAGUCAUGGGUGGGUAGAAGAGAGACAGUGAAUGAGUGAGUGUACAACAAUACUGCGUUAGUAAACUGUUUUCAUUCCAUUUUCUUCUAUGCUUCUGGUUCUGGCAUUGCGUUAGUUCCUAGGGGAGAGAGGAACCUGUUUUGUGAACCCUUUUGUUUAUUUUUGAUUUUGUUUUUGACACCACCAUGAGUUCUUCACAGCACUUGAACAAUGUUGGUGAAGGUAGCAAUAGAGACAUGAGUUUCUUCCCUCCUUCUUCUCUUUAUGUGGGUUCUUCACAAACUCCUCCUUUGUCUAUGGGACAUGAAAAUGGGGUAGAGGGUUCAAAGCCUGAGAUGGGUCUUCAGAUUUUUGGGUCCACAGUGUUUCAGCCCUCGGAGUGCAGGGGAACAAAGAGAGCCAGUGAUGAAGAAGGGGUUGAGAUUGAGAACAGGAACUUGUGUUUAAAACUUGCUGAUGAAGCACAAGCUAAGAGCUCUGCUUCAGGGAAAAUCAAGCUUUGUGCUAGAGGUCAUUGGAGGCCAGCUGAAGAUGAAAGACUCAAGGAGCUUGUUGCUCAAUAUGGCCCUCAAAAUUGGAACUUGAUUGCUGAGAAUUUAGAAGGAAGAUCAGGAAAAAGUUGUAGAUUGAGGUGGUUUAACCAGCUAGAUCCUAGGAUCAACAGAAGGUCCUUUUCUGAGGAGGAAGAGGAGAGACUUAUUACUGCACACAGAAUGUAUGGUAACAAAUGGGCCAUGAUUGCAAGACUCUUCCCUGGAAGGACAGAUAAUGCAGUGAAGAACCACUGGCAUGUGAUCAUGGCUAGGAGGCAGAGGGAGCACUCUAGCAGUGUGUAUAGAAGGAGAAAACUUGUCGUUAAUGAAACCCUUCCAAAGGGUUUGGAUCUGACUCUGUCUAACAAUGCAGGGAGUGAAUCAACCAUCUCAAGCACCAUUGAUGAAUCUGCCUCAACUUGCACUAACCUCUCCCUAACUCCCUCCUCAGCCAAAGUUACCCCUCCUUUUCGAAGACUCUUUGACCAUCCUGGUCCAUCUCAGAAUCACCAAGCCUUUGGAUCAUUAAUUGGGCAAGCUAGAGGGGAUGUGAGUUUUAACAAGUUUUGUGGUGCUUCUUGGAAAGGGGUAGCAUAUAAAAAGGCAGAUCAAGUGGGAAAGCUUAAGGGUGUGGACCAGUCUAAUUUUUCAGAUGCAAAUUCAGAAGUAUCAGUAUCUGAGUCAGUUGCCACCAAUAGGUCCAAUGUCUCAAUUUCUGAAGAGAGUGAAACUGUGGGUGAUAAGAUUAACAUGCCAUUCAUUGAUUUUCUUGGAGUAGGAGCUACCUAGCAAAAUUUGCUGAUCCAAAUCUUCGCCGAAAGAAACAACAAAAAAAAGCUGAGGAGUUAGGGAAGUGAGAGAGGGAAGAGGGGGGCACCGUUGUUGUGUUGGGUGGAAAUGGGUCUGCUGUAGUGCAUUCCCUUGUGUACAGUUGGUUCCAUAAAAGGCAAAAAAAAGUAAAAAGGUAAAAUAAAAAUAGAGGGAGAAAAAAAGAAAAAAAGAGAGAGAGAGAGAGAGAGACAUAAGUUAAGUAGAGAGGUGGAGAAGUGGGUCUGUUAUGAACUUAUGAGAUUCAAAAAAAAGUAUAAUAUUAUUUUCAAACUCUUUGGUUUUGGAACUGUUCCUGCAACAGCAGAGGCAGAGCCCUUGUAGUUUAUUAUCCUGUGGGUGGUACUUUUGGCACUUUGUUAAAUCAGAAGGCAAAGUUUUCAUCA
Messenger RNA from Glycine soja, 2144 nucleotides. Its product is annotated as transcription factor CSA-like. Gene Ontology annotation, molecular function: DNA-binding transcription factor activity, RNA polymerase II-specific; RNA polymerase II cis-regulatory region sequence-specific DNA binding. Gene Ontology annotation, biological process: regulation of DNA-templated transcription. Gene Ontology annotation, cellular component: nucleus. Bases 583 to 1719 code for a protein of 378 amino acids. The transcript has 3 exons. The record is from RefSeq and is a predicted model, not a curated record. Lineage: Eukaryota; Viridiplantae; Streptophyta; Magnoliopsida; Fabales; Fabaceae.